UGUGUUCAUACACGACGCCUCAUAAUCAGAUCCCUACACUUGUAACCUGUCGGACCCCACUGCACUAACGUGGAGCAUGGCAGAGGACAAAGUCUCCGGCACUCUUCUACAUUAUGGGGAUUUCAUCGUCAUAAUCGUCUAUUUCAUAUUAGUUCUGUUCGUUGGAUUAUGGACAUCCCGGAAGAACCGUGGCAGUGCGGGAGGCUAUUUCCUGGCUGGACGAAACAUGCAUUUCGUCCUGGUUGGGGCUUCCCUGUUCGCCAGUAACAUAGGAAGUAUACACUUUGUGGGGUUAGCAGGCUCAGGGGCAGCAUCAGGCAUAGCUAUCGGCCUCUACGAACUCAACGCCCUGUACAUCAUGCUGCUAUUGGGAUACAUCUUCCUGCCCGUAUAUAUAGCUUCCGGAGUUUACACAAUGCCAGAAUAUCUGAAGUGUAGGUUUGGUGGACAAAGGAUACAGGUGUCGCUUGCAGUGCUGGCUUUACUUGUGUACAUAUUCACCAAAAUAUCGGCCGACCUGUAUGCUGGCGCCAUCUUUAUCGAACAAUCGCUACACUGGGACAUGUAUUGGUCCAUCUUGCUCUUGUUGAGUGUGGCAGCAAUUUUUACAAUCACAGGAGGGCUGACGGCUGUGGUAUGGACAGACUUUAUACAAACCAUCAUUAUGAUCAUCGGAGCGACGGCCCUUAUGAUUCUCAGUUUUGUGGAGGUCGGAGGAUUCAACGGUAUGGUUGAAAAGUAUCCCUAUGCCGUAGCCAGCAAUACAACAACGAGUAACUCGACGUGUGGACUUCCACGUGAUGAUUUCAUGCACUUGUUCCGCAGUCCGAGCACAGGUGAUCUUCCAUGGCCUGGAAUAAUCGGUCUGUCCAUCAACUCCAUAUGGUACUGGUGCUCCGACCAGGUAAUUGUACAAAGAGCUCUAGCAGCCAAGUCGAUUGACCACGCCAAGGCCGGAACCAUAGUCUGCGGGUUCCUGAAGGUACUACCUCUGUUUCUGUUUGUAUUCCCGGGGAUGAUUGCUCGAAUACUGUUUCCAGAUACAGUCGCCUGUUCCGAUCCCGAAACUUGUAUGGAGGUGUGUGGCAGUUCCACCGGCUGUAGUAACAUAGCCUAUCCGUCGCUCGUCAUCAACCUUAUGCCCCCAGGAGCGCGCGGAAUGAUGUUGGCAGUGAUGUUAGCCGGCCUGAUGUCCUCCCUUACCUCAAUCUUUAACAGCAGCAGUACUAUCAUCGCCAUGGACAUUUGGACAAAGAUCAGGAAAUCCGCGUCUGAACUCGAGAUCAUGAUUGUUGGCAGGGUGUCCGUGCUUCUGCUGGUGGUCAUAAGUAUCAUUUGGAUCCCUGUCAUCCGGGCGUCGGAGGGAAGUGAAUUGUUUGUGUACAUACAGGAGGUCUCCAGCUUCACACAGCCACCGAUUUGCUGUAUUUUCCUUCUCGGAAUUUUCUGGACACGCCUCAACGAGAAGGGAGCUUUUUUCGGUAUGGUGACGGGCAUGACCAUGGGGAUGGUACGAUUUAUAGUACAGUAUUCUUACACCACGCCAAAGUGUGGUGACCCCGGACCCGACCCCCGGCCCAGCGUUAUCAAGGACUUCCAUUACCUCUACUUCUCAUGCUUCUUGUUCCUCCUCACUGGUUUCACGGCCAUAGUCAUCAGUUUGCUGACCAAACCGUUACCUGCUCAUUGUCUAUACCGUCUGACUUUCUGGACGAGACACAGUAAGGAGAAGCGUUUGGACAUUACCACGUGGGAAAAGCUAGAACGUCGGAAGGACAAGCAUUCUAACGGUACUGACAAAUGCGAACACGAGUUACUGGAAGUCGAGGAAAGCCGGCAGCUGCAAAACGACGUAAACAACGGGAACGUCGAAUCACACAACCCAGAUGACAAGUCACACAAGAUUGACGAAAACAUUCCAGAAGAUAAGUCAGACAACUCAAACAAUGAUGGCACUAACUGUCCCAGCUGGGCAUGCCACGUGGUGAAUUGGGUGUGUGGAAUUGACCGUAACAGGGAGAGCCUCUCGUCCCAUCAGAUACAGCGCAAGGAUAUGUUGUCCGUGGAGGAAAAUCGCCGAUGGAAAAUAACGUCUAAUGUUCUAUCCGUUCUCUUAAUGGGGAUAGCAUUAGUCUUUUUCAUCUACUUCGCUAAGGAGAAGCGUUUGGACAUUACCACGUGGGAAAAGCUGGAACGUCGGAAGGACAAGCAUUCUAACGGUACUGACAAAUGCGAACACGAGUUACUGGAAGUCGAGGAAAGCCGGCAGCUGCAAAACGACGUAAACAACGGGAACGUCGAAUCACACAACCCAGAUGACAAGUCACACAAGAUUGACGAGAACAUUCCAGAAGAUAAGUCAGACAACUUAGACAAUGAUGGCACUAACUGUCCCAGCUGGGCAUGCCACGUGGUGAAUUGGGUGUGUGGAAUUGACCGUAACAGGGAGAGCCUCUCGUCCCAUCAGAUACAGCGCAAGGAUAUGUUGUCCGUGGAGGAAAAUCGCCGAUGGAAAAUAACGUCUAAUGUUCUAUCCGUUCUCUUAAUGGGGAUAGCAUUAGUCUUUUUCAUCUACUUCGCGUAGAUCAAUGAAUCAUUGCAGUAUUCACAACAUAGAAACAAAUUAAGAAUACGUUCAGCCUAAUGCUCAUACAUGUAUUUUCUGAUUUCAGUGGGAACAAAGAGUCUUUUGUUGUUUACAGGACAAUAGAUUGGAUACAUUGCGCGGGCAUCAAAAUAAACGAUCGGGAAAGAACGUGUUUAUUGUUUGAAAAUUAAAAAAACUUAUUAUAAUGUAUGAGAGAUAUAUCGUGUGGGAUUUGAUCAGGUAUAUGAACGAGUCAAUAAAAUAUUAAAUGAUAUCACCCCUUCAUAGAAUACGCAAUUGUAUCCGGUGGCAAUGUAAUUCAUCAAAAACAUUUUUUUCAUUUUCACUGUUUCGUUUAAAACUAGGGGCACAUAGGACCUUAACGUGCAUGUUCAUAGCCAAAUUAAAUGACAAAACGAUGAAAAGACAUUUGAGGAAGGCACUAAAAUAUGGCACCUUCCAAUAAUAUGCAAUCACUCUGACCGUACUAAAAUUAACAUUACUGAAAGCUGGUUAAUGAACUGCUUAUUUGGAACAAAUUCAAUUUGAGUUUAAGUUUCAUUUCCAAAUUCAGUUCAGUAAAACUGGAUUUCAAGUUCAAAAUAAAGUUUAUUUUUAGGAUGGCGGUUAUGUUUGAUGCAAAUCGGUGUUACAAAAUACACCCGAACCAAGUUGUGGGCUUGAAAUAUAUUCAUACCAAUGCGUUGUGGCCGCGAUAAUUUAGUACCUGUCCAUGCAAAACCAGGUUUUUAUUAUUAUUAUCAUACAUCGAUGGCUAGAAUCUUUAUUUGAACCUUUCUUUUCAUUGAAAUACAAGAGCAAUUAACAUUCGAUGAAUGCACACAGACUAAAGACACAUGUCUUAAUUAUGCAGAUACACUUAUCUACUUUGACCUCCCCGUCCAAGGGCCUUCCGUGGCCUCUUUCUCUCCUCGUGUUCGACUCUCAAAUGCUGAACCUUGACUCUUGCAAAAUUUCUCUCCAAUUACCAUACAACAGUAACUAUUCAUGAGCAUGUACCGCCUAACUGCACGUAUAUACUUAGACAUAUGCUGUGAAUAAAUCUUACUUUCCCCUUAUCGAAACAAAAUUAACAUGUGACAGUUUGAAUUCCAUCUGUAUGACCCUGAGAGUGUAUCAUGUGACAGUUUGAAUUCCACCUGUAUGACCCUGAGAGUGUAUCACUUUGCCUGACCCAUCAGCCAGUGGGUGGGAGUGUGCAUGCACUACUAGUAUAUAAUCCUACGCCAGUCUUCAUGUCAAGCUACUGCUUUAAACAGAUUGCAUGAUUUGACCUCAAAUGUACUUUCUACCCAAGGUGCCUCUCUUACUUGAUAACUAUUGUAUUUAUUUAUUUUACAUGAUAUGUGGAUGGUUAUUAUCUAUUACAUUUUUUAUGCCUUAUUAUCCGCCCAAAUUGUUAUACAUGCAUAUAUACCUGUACAAUAACAUGAAUCAGACUGGACCAUACACCGAUCGCAUCCAUUAAACUUCAGUGAAAUCAUUUAAUAAGAAUUAUUUUUAGAGUUGAAGUUAAAAAUAGUUUGCAAGAUGGAAUCUGUAUUAGCCGUAUUGGAUUAAAAAAAAACUCAAAACAAGAACUGGUUUGCGCUAUAGACCUAUCAUUUCUAUUAUAAAUCAGCAAAACCCCUCCGUUGGAAUUAGAAUUCAAAAUAGAUUUAUAGAAUUUAAAGUCGGCUUCAAAGGAACAGGAAUUGAUUGGGAUUUUGCACUGAUCAUUCGCGCUGAGCUUCUGCGUAAUCUUUUUCGGGGAAUUACAUUUUAUUAUAAUAAGUUAUGUAAAAAAGUUGAACUGCCGACACACGAUGGACAAAGAGAGAUAUCAGUAGCUGAUAUUGUUCUCAUGUUAAUUACAAAACAAAUGAUGUGCAUAUGAAAUGUAUGUAUUUCUAU
Mizuhopecten yessoensis (Yesso scallop) is the source of this 4501-nucleotide messenger RNA. RefSeq names its product sodium/glucose cotransporter 4-like. The transcript has 17 exons. Lineage: Eukaryota; Metazoa; Mollusca; Bivalvia; Pectinida; Pectinidae. Gene Ontology annotation, cellular component: plasma membrane. The record is from RefSeq and is a predicted model, not a curated record. Gene Ontology annotation, biological process: transmembrane transport. Gene Ontology annotation, molecular function: D-glucose:sodium symporter activity. The coding region runs from base 77 to 2584 and encodes 835 amino acids.